UCGCUGUAGUGGGUUAGAGGUGUUCGUGGAACACGAGGCUUUGCUGAGGUGUUUUUCUCGGCCGUUUGGGGAGCUGCUGCGAUGGCGACAGUGGCGCCGGAUGUGGAGGGAACGAGUAUGGCCGCAGCACCUGUGUCAGGGUCUAACAGCUCUGGUGAGUGGCCAGAAGUCGAGGGAGGAGAUGGCGAAGAGGACGCCGCCACGAAAGGAGCGGAGGCCGUUGGGGAAAGCGAGGAGGACGGCGAGGACGUGUUCGAGGUGGAGAAGAUUCUAGACAUGAAGACAGAGGCGGGUAAGAUCCUUUAUAAAGUUCGAUGGAAAGGAUAUACAUCCGAUGAUGACACCUGGGAACCUGAGAUUCACCUGGAGGACUGUAAAGAAGUUCUUCUUGAAUUUAAGAAGGAGAUUUCAGAGAACAAAGCUAAAUCAUUCAAGAAGGAUAUUCAGAGACUGUCUUUAAAUAGUGACAUAUUUGAGGCAAAUUCUGAUAGUGACCAGCUAAGUGAAACAAAAGAAGAUUCUUCCCCAAGGAAGAAGAAAAAGAAAUUAAGGUACAAAGAAGAUAAAAACCCAGACGAUCUGAAAAAGAGAAGAACAAAGACUGGCAAACUGAGAGUAAAAUCAGAGCUGGGGAGCUCCUCUGAAAGUUUAGUUUUAGAUUUAAGGACAAAGAAAAGAACUUUGGAAGCCAAAGAAGAAUUAAAGGACUCCAAAAAGACCAGAAAGGAUGAAAUAAAAGAAACUAAGGAAUUAAGAAAAAGUAAGAAGGCAGAUAUAAGAGAUGUGAAGAAUAAAGUAAAAGAAGAUCCCAAAGACAACAGAAAAAUAAAAAAAGAGAAAUGGAUUGACUAUCAGCUGGAAUCUGAAUCAAGUAUACUUACUGAUUCCUCUUUUCAGGAGGAGGAGAAGGAAGAGCUUCAUUCUGACAACAGAGAAGAAAAACAAACACUAAACAGUGCAAAAGAUAGAGUAGAGCAGGAUGCAAACCAAGAUGGUAUUUUUGAGAAACAGCUGAAUGACACUGUCAGUGCAGAUGAGGAUGACAGUGGCAAAGGCAAGAGGAGAAAAAAGAAGCCGAGAAAGACUGAGGAAGUGAAAGAGAUCAUAAUGCUAGAAAACAAGAAGAUCCUUUCAGAGAAGAAAACUCUACCUAAAAAGAGGAAUCAGGGAAUCAAGCCAAGCGACAUAGAGUUAGAUAAGCUAAUGCCAUAUUUGUCUGCCCAAACACAGAAGAGUUCCAGAUCUGCUAGUGAAGAUAGGGGCCUCCUGUCAUCUGACUCUGCCCAGGAGGAAAAAGAGGCCCCAAAAAAUGACCUCAAAGAAAAGUCUCCGAAAAAGCCUGAUUUAGACAAGGAAGAAAAAGGUCAAAAAGAGCCAAAGGGAUUAAGGACACUAGCAAUUAAGGAAAUAAAAAAUGCACUUGAUUUACUUAAAAAACCUACUGAAGAAAAAAAUGAUGUGCCUGAAACUAAUCGGAAAAAAGAAGAAAUGUCACUGGAUUGUAAAAGCACAGAAGAUUGUAAGAUGAAGGAAAGCACGCAUUCACCUAAAGAAAAGAGAAAUACCAGAGAAGAGACUGACACUUGGGCAUACAUUGCUGCAGAAGGUGAUCAGGAAGUUUUGGACAGUGUAUGCCAAACGGAUGAGAAUUCAGAUGGUAGGCAACAGAUCUUCAGUUUGGGCAUGGAUCUGCAGCUGGAGUGGAUGAACCUUGAAGAUUUUCAAAAGCACCUAGAUGGGGAAGAUGAGACGCUUGCCACAGUGAAUGUCAUUCCAAAUAACAUGUUAAGGGAUGCUGUGAAAAAUGGGGAUUAUAUUACUGUAAAGGUUGCACUCAACUCAGAUGAAGAGUAUAACUUGGACCAAGAGGACUCCAGCGGGAUGACGCUGGUGAUGCUCGCGGCAGCGGGAGGGCAGGAUGACCUCCUGAGGCUCCUCAUCACCAAAGGGGCCAAAGUGAACGGACAACAGAAGAAUGGGACCACAGCCCUCAUCCACGCCGCUGAGAAGAACUUUUUAACCACUGUGGCUAUUCUUUUGGAAGCGGGGGCCUUUGUAAAUGUUCAGCAGAGCAAUGGCGAGACCGCUCUCAUGAAGGCUUGUAAAAGAGGAAAUUCGGACAUUGUGCGGCUUGUGAUUGAAUGGGGAGCUGAUUGCAACAUUUUGUCAAAGCACCAGAAUAACGCACUUUACUUUGCAAAGCAGUGCAACAACAUGCUUGUGUAUGAAUUACUGAAGAGCCAUUUGGAGACGCUCUCAAGAGUGGCGGAAGAGACAAUCAGAGAUUAUUUUGAGGCUCGCCUUGCUCUGUUGGAACCUGUUUUCCCAAUAGCAUGUCACCGCCUCUGUGAGGGGCCAGAUUUUACAACAGAUUUCAAUUACAACCCUCCACAGAACAUACCAGAAGGCUCUGGCAUCCUGCUCUUUAUUUUCCAUGCGAACUUUUUGGGUAAAGAAGUUAUUGCUCGGCUCUGUGGCCCAUGCAGUGUACAAGCAGUAGUUUUAAAUGAUAUAUUCCAACUUCCUGUUUUUCUGGAUAGUCAUUUUGUUUAUUCAUUCAGCCCCAUUGCAGGCCCUAAUAGGCUCUUUAUAAGAUUGACAGAAGCACCCUUUACCAAGGUUAAGCUGCUCAUAGGUGCGUACCGAGUGCAGCUGCAGUGACCCUCGGACUGCCACACACGCUUUCCACAUGGAUUCCUAAGUACUCUCUUUAAUGCAGUUUGGAAUUCUGGCACACCUGAAAGUUUCAAAUGUAAAAUUUCACCUGCAAAUCUCUUGUGUCAUGUGUUGUAGUACGGUAGAAUAUGAUGGCUCUAACAUAAGUAAAAUCGAGAUGUAAUUAUUUGUAAUCAGAAGUUUCAGCCUUGUAUCCAGACUGCAUAUUUCAGUUUUUCCACAAUGUGGAAUGGUAUAUAUAAGAACUAUUUAAGAAAAUUAAAGAAGACUUUAACUUGAAA
This is a messenger RNA of Perognathus longimembris pacificus (Pacific pocket mouse), 2957 nucleotides long. It is a transcript of the gene Mphosph8, whose product is annotated as M-phase phosphoprotein 8. The record is from RefSeq and is a predicted model, not a curated record. Gene Ontology annotation, cellular component: cytoplasm; nucleus. Lineage: Eukaryota; Metazoa; Chordata; Mammalia; Rodentia; Heteromyidae. Gene Ontology annotation, molecular function: protein binding. The coding region runs from base 82 to 2661 and encodes 859 amino acids. The transcript is spliced from 14 exons.